AUGGGACCUGCCUCAGGUCCCAGCCUGCUACUGUUGCUACUCACCAGCCUCCCCCUGGCCCUGGGGGAUCCCAUGUACUCCCUGAUCACCCCCAACAUCCUGCGGCUGGGGAGCGAAGAAAUGGUGGUGCUGGAGGCCCACGAUGCCACACAAGACGUUCAGGUCACGGUCACCGUCAGCGACUUCCCGGCCAAGAAGCAAGUGCUGUCCAAUGAAAAGAUCACGCUGACCAGUGCCUCGGACUACAUGGGCAGCGUCACCAUCAAGAUCCCGAUCAGCAAGGAGUUUAAGCCAGAAAAGAAGAACAAUUACGUGAUCAUCCAAGCGUCCUUCGGGGGCGUCCAGGUGGAGAAGGUGGUGCUGGUCAGCCUUCAGAGCGGGUACCUCUUCAUCCAGACGGACAAGACCAUCUACACCCCGGGCUCCACAGUUUUCUAUCGGAUCUUCACCGUGGACCACAAGUUGCUGCCCGUGGGCCGGACCGUUAUGAUCAGUGUUGAGACCCCUGAGAACAUCACCAUCAAGCAGGACUCCCUGUCUUCCCACAACCAGGUCGGCAUCUUGUCCUUGUCUUGGACCAUCCCAGAACUGGUCAACCUGGGUCAGUGGAAGAUUCGAGCGCACUAUGAACAUUCACCGAAUCAGGUCUUCUCCACUGAGUUUGAGGUGAAGGAGUACGUGCUGCCCAGUUUCGAGGUCACAGUGGAGCCUGCAGAGAAAUUCUACUAUGUCUAUGACCCAGAGGGCCUGCGGGUCACCAUUACAGCCAGGUUCUUGUACGGGAAGAACGUGGAUGGAACUGCCUUUGUCAUCUUUGGGAUCCAGGACGGCGACCAGAGGAUUUCGCUGGCCCAGUCUCUCACCCGCAUUAUGAUCGAUGAUGGCUCGGGGGAGGCUUUGCUGAGACGACAGGUGCUGCUGGACGGCGUGCAGCCCUCCGAAGAGUCUGCCCUGGUGGGGAAGUCCCUGUACGUGUCUGUCACCGUCAUCCUGCACUCAGGCAGCGACAUGGUGGAGGCGGAGCGCAGCGGUAUCCCCAUCGUCACCUCCCCCUACCAGAUCCACUUCACCAAGACGCCCAAGUACUUCAAACCAGCUAUGCCCUUUGACCUCACGGUGCUGGUGACGAAUCCCGAUGGCUCCCCUGCCCGCCACGUCCCUGUGGUGAUCGAGGGCUCUAAUGCACCUUCCCUAACCCAGGACGAUGGCAUGGCCAAGCUGAGCACCAACACGGCCGACAACACCCAGCGCCUGACCGUCACGGUACUCACGAGAAAGGAUGGUAUACCAGAAAACCAGCAGGCUAAAAACACCAUGUAUGCCCAGGCCUACAGCAUCAUGGGCAGCUCCAAAAACUACCUGCAUCUCUCCGUGCCCCGCGUCGAGCUCAAGCCGGGGGACACGCUCCAUGUUAACUUCCACCUGCGAGUGCACCAUGGCAGCGAUACCCAGAAGAUCCACUACUACACCUACCUGAUCAUGAACAAAGGGAAGCUUCUGAAGGCUGGACGCCAGAAGCGAGAGCCCGGUCAGGGCCUGGUGGUGGUACCUGUGACCAUCACUAAGGAUUUCAUCCCUUCCUUCCGCGUGGUGGCUUAUUACACGCUGAUUGGCAGCAGUGGCCAGAGGGAGGUGGUGGCCGACUCUGUGUGGGUGGACGUCAAGGACUCCUGUGUGGGCACACUGGUGGUAAAAGGUAGCGGCAAUAAUGACAGGAAGCCUUUACCUGGGCAGCAGAUGACCUUCAAGAUAGAAGGUGACCAUGGGGCCCGAGUGGGGCUGGUGGCCGUGGACAAAGGUGUGUUUGUGCUGAACAAGAAGAACAAGUUGACUCAGAGCAAGAUCUGGGACGUGGUGGAGAAGGCAGACAUCGCCUGCACCCCCGGCAGUGGAAAGGACUAUGCUGGAGUCUUCAUGGAUGCAGGUCUGGUCUUCAAGACCAACAAAAACCUGGAGACCCCCCAGAGGACAGAUCUUGAGUGCCCCAAACCAGCCGCCCGCCGACGUCGCUCCGUGCAGCUCAUGGAGAAGAGGACGGACAAAGCGGGUCAGUACUCGGACAAGCAGCUGCGCAGGUGCUGCGAGGACGGCAUGAGAGAGAACCCUAUGCGGUUCUCAUGCCAGCGCAGGGCUCGCUUCGUCAUCCUGAACGAGGCGUGCGUGAAGGCCUUCCUGGACUGCUGCAACUACAUCACCCAGCUGCGGCUGCAGCACGCCCGCAACAACCCCCUGGGCCUGGCCAGGAGUGAUCUGGAUGAGGAAAUAAUCCCAGAAGAAGACAUUAUUUCCCGAAGCCAGUUCCCAGAGAGCUGGCUAUGGACCAUAGAAGAAUUGAAAGAACCAGAGAAAAAUGGAAUCUCCACGAAGACCGUGAGUGUGUUUUUGAAAGACUCCAUCACCACUUGGGAGAUUCUGGCUGUGAGCUUGUCAGACAAGAAAGGGAUCUGCGUGGCGGAUCCCUACGAGGUCACAGUGAUGCAGGACUUCUUUAUUGACCUGCGGCUACCCUACUCUGUGGUCCGCAAUGAGCAGGUGGAGAUCCGAGCCAUCCUCUACAACUACCAAGACACAAAGCUCAAGGUGAGGGUGGAACUCCUCUACAAUCCAGCCUUCUGCAGCAUGGCCACCGCCAAGAAGAACUACCAGCAGACUCUGACGAUCCCACCCAAGUCGUCAGUGCCGGUGCCCUAUGUCAUUGUGCCCCUGAAGAUCGGUCUACAGGAGGUAGAGGUCAAGGCCGCAGUCUACAACUUCUUUAUCAGUGACGGUGUCAAAAAGACCCUGAAGGUCGUGCCAGAAGGAAUCAGAGUCAACAAAACUGUGGUUGUUCGCACACUGAAUCCACAAGGUGCAGGGGGAGUGCAGAGAGAAGAGGUCCGUCCUGCAGACCUCAGUGACCAAGUCCCAGAUACAGAGUCUGAGACCAGGAUUCUCCUGCAAGGGACCCCGGUGGCUCAGAUGACAGAGGACGCUAUUGAUGGGGACCAUCUGAAACACCUCAUCGUGACCCCCUCGGGCUGCGGGGAGCAGAACAUGAUCAGCAUGACGCCCACGGUCAUUGCUGUGCACUACCUUGACCACUCAGAGCAGUGGGACAAGGUCGGCCUGCAGAAGCGGCAGGACGCCUUGAAGCUCAUCCAGAAGGGGUACACCCAGCAACUGGCCUACAGACAACCGAGCUCGGCCUUCGCGGCCUUCCAGAACCGGGCGCCCAGCACCUGGCUGACCGCCUACGUGGUCAAGGUCUUCUCUCUGGCCGUCAACCUCAUUGCCAUAGACUCCCAGGUCCUCUGUGGGGCUGUCAAAUGGCUGAUCCUGGAGAAGCAGAAGCCCGACGGAAUGUUCCAGGAGGAUGGGCCCGUGAUACACCAGGAAAUGAUUGGUGGCUUCCGGGACCAAAACGAGAAGGAGGUGUCCCUCACAGCCUUUGUUCUUAUCGCGCUGCAGGAGGCUAAAGAUAUUUGUGAGAAUCAGGUCAACAGUCUGCCAGGCAGCAUCAAUAAAGCAGGAGACUUCCUCGAAGCCAGUUACCUGAAUCUGAAGAGACCGUAUGCUGUGGCCAUUGCUGGCUAUGCCUUAGCCCACUUAGGCAAGCUGGAGGGUUCCCACCUCAUCAAGUUUUUGAGCACAGCCAAAGAAAAGAACCGCUGGGAGGAACCUGGUAAGCAUCUCUACAACGUGGAGGCCACGUCCUACGCCCUCUUGGCCCUGCUCCUGCUUAAAGACUUUGACUUUGUGCAUCCUGUCGUGCGAUGGCUCAAUGAGCAGAGAUACUAUGGUGGUGGCUAUGGCUCCACUCAGGCUACCUUCAUGGUGUUCCAAGCCUUAGCCCAAUACCAAAAGGACGUCCCUGACCACAAGGCUUUGGACCUCGAGGUGUCCCUCAAGCUGCCCAGCCGGAGCUCCCCGGUCAAGUACCGCCUCGUCUGGGAAUCGGCUAGCCUCCAGCGCUCAGAAGAGACCAAGGUAAAUGAAGGUUUUACAUUAACCGCUGAAGGAAAAGGCCAAGGCACCUUGUCGGUGGUGACAAUGUACUAUGCCAAGCUCAAAGACAAAAGCACCUGCAAGAAGUUUGAUCUCAGGGUCAGCAUAAGCCCAGCACCUGAAUCAGUCAGGAAGCCUGAAGAUGCCAAGAGGACUAUGGUCCUUGACAUCUGUACCAGGUACUUGGGAGACCAGGAUGCUACUAUGUCAAUCCUGGAUAUAUCCAUGAUGACUGGCUUUGUUCCUGACACUGCAGACCUUGAUCUGCUGAGCACUAAAGUUGACAGAUACAUCUCGAAGUAUGAGCUGAACAAAGCCUUCUCCACCAAGAGCAAUCUCAUCAUCUACCUGGACAAGAUCUCAAACUCUGAGGAAACAUGUAUAUCCUUCAAAGUUCACCAGUACUUCAAUGUAGGGCUUAUCCAGCCUGGAUCAGUCAAGGUCUACUCUUACUACAACCUGGAGGAAACCUGCACCAUGUUCUACCACCCAGAGAAGGAUAAAGGAAUGCUGACCAAGCUCUGCCACAAGGAUAUGUGCCGCUGUUCUGAGGAGAACUGCUUCAUGCAGCACCUGGAUGAAAAGAUCACUGCAGAGUACCGGCUGGAGAAGGCCUGUGAGCCAGGAGUGGACUAUGUGUACAAGACCACACUGAAAAAGACGGUGCUGUUGGAUGACUUUGACGAGUACACAAUGCUCAUUGAGCAGGUCAUCAAAUCAGGCUCUGAUGAGGUGCAGGUUGGACAAACUCGCACGUUUAUCAGCCACAUCAAGUGCAGAGAUGCCCUGAAGCUGAAUGAGGGGAAACACUACCUCAUGUGGGGCGUCUCCUCCGACCUCUGGGGAGAGAAACCCAACAUCAAGUAUAUCAUCGGGAAGGACACCUGGGUGGAGCAUUGGCCUGAGGCAGAAGAAUGCCAAGACGAGGAGAACCAGAAACAGUGCCAGGACAUCGGUGACUUCACAGAGAGCAUGGUCGUCUUUGGUUGCCCCAAUUGACGACCUACCCCAUGCACUGUCCUUCCACCCCGCACCCCUCAAUAAAGUUUCAGUUAUA
This is a messenger RNA of Cynocephalus volans (Philippine flying lemur), 5041 nucleotides long. It is a transcript of the gene C3, whose product is annotated as complement C3. Bases 1 to 4983 code for a protein of 1660 amino acids. Gene Ontology annotation, biological process: inflammatory response; complement activation. The transcript is spliced from 41 exons. Gene Ontology annotation, molecular function: protein binding; endopeptidase inhibitor activity. Lineage: Eukaryota; Metazoa; Chordata; Mammalia; Dermoptera; Cynocephalidae. Gene Ontology annotation, cellular component: extracellular region. The record is from RefSeq and is a predicted model, not a curated record.